AUGUCGUACUCACCGUAUCCGUCUCCACCUUCCUGCGGUUCGUCAACCUCCGCUCCACCGCCACCACCACCUCCACCCCUUUUCCAAUCAACGGGAGAUCUGCAGAAGCUCAUUUCGCCCCGUUUCCUAUCACGGGAAGCGCAACUGAGACCCGUCCCGACUAAUGAAUGGUGGGGCAAUUUGCUAGCGUGGGAUGGAAACCGUGAAAGUGACGCCGUGUUCGCUGGCCCUUAUACCUAUAAAGUGGUGCAGGGUCAACCCGGCAGGAUUGGCAGCGGUCUCUCGGUGAGCUACUUGCUGCAGUAUCGAACGGACGGUCCCAUCAAUGAUAACGGAGCUCCCCGGUUCUACUACUACGCACCGACCAUCAAGAACUUGAUCUUCUCAGCUGUGGAGCUUGCUCAUCAAUCGGGUGCACCUCCCCUAAGUAUCCAAACGUGGGAUGAUAUGGGCGUGCACCUCGCUAUGGCAGGGAUGAGCAUGUACUUGGCAUUAGGUGCCGCUUUUACGACGGUCGAAUACCAGAACAUGCAGGCACAAGUAGGUACAGAACAUGCCAUUGUUGCUAUCAACGGAGCUCCGGCUAGAGACGGUCACCAGGUUCACGGGAGCAGCUUUGUGAUCUCUUUGAACAACGGACAGCAGUGGGUGCUCUACUUCUUUCCCAAUGCUGGUGGAAAUACCGAGCUGGUUUACCAGGCCAACAAACUCACGACAACAUCAACGUUCACGGGAGUCGUUCAAGCGGCAUUCGUUUCGACGAGCGCAGUGCAAGCUGCUGCACCGCAAGACGAUCGCAAAAUUCUGCAACUUUACCACGCAAGUGCAGGUGUGUACCCGAAAGGAGCUACGGUCCAGACGCUAAAUUCAGAGUCGUUUGUCUUCCACUGGCAGCUUGCAGCUGCAGUAGGCAGCAGUCCGGGAAAUCGCUUCCUUCAUUUUGCGCUAACGCACUUGCAGGCUUUGCUCGAUCCGUCCACGGUAGAAGCAAAGCAUGAACUUGUGCUGCAUUCGCACACUCAUGGACCGUUGUUUGCGUACGCAUUGGUGACUCGGUCGGGUUGCAACCCGUCAUGGCUUUGCCACGUACCUCGAGCUGAAAGUCAGGGUGUCGAGACAUGUACAGCAUUUUACCCGCCACGUGCUGCUUGCCUCAAUGCAGGUGAGGUGAAAAGGCUGAACCUGUGUCGCAUCGUCACUGACGAGAUCCAUGGAGAUUGGGCUUUGCCUCAUGAGGGAAGCUACUACUUUAAAGGGAAGGCCCUGCAGAAAUUUGGCACCAUGUGUCUUGUUGCCCGGCAGCUAGCAGACACGACGAGUCCUGAACUGAGAACCGUGGCGCAACACGGCAUUUCCAAGCUGCAGCAACUGCUUUCUGCAUUCGCAGACAAUCGGUCGGCAUUUCCACUUGUUUACGACACGACUUACAAGGGAAUCAUCUCCAGUGAAGCGUUGGCCAAGAACGACAUGAAUGUUGACUUUGGCAAUGGAGUGUACAAUGACCACCAUUACCACUAUGGGUACCUCAUAACUGCUGCUGCCAUGGCGCUCUACUUGGACCCACAUUGGCGUCACUCGGCUGAUGCCGCCAAGGUCCGAACGUUCGUCGACACGUUGAUUCGGGACGUGGCGACCGCAUCUCCUAUCGGCCACGAUCCGUACUUUCCGCGUUUCCGAAACUUUAACUGGUGGCUUGGUCAUUCAUACUCACACGGUGUGACUCCGAUGGCCGAUGGGAAGGAUGAAGAGUCUACAUCCGAAGAGGUCAACUUUCUGUAUGGCAUUGCGCUGUAUGGCCAAGUCACGGAGAACGCAGCACAAGAGGCACUAGCAAAACUGAUGCUCAAGGUUUACGUGCGCGUAGUGAACACGUACUUCUUGCUCCGGAACAAUGGCCCUUUGAUCCAUCCUGCAGGCUUUGCGAAGAACAAGGUCACCGGCGUUUUCUUUGACAACAAGUGCGACUACGCAACGUGGUUUAGCCCCAACAAGGAGUGCAUUCACGGCAUUCAAAUGAUCCCUGUGUCUCCGAUCCUCGAAAUCUCCCGACCGCCAAGCUUUGUACGAGAAGAGUGGAACGAAGUGCUCAGCAAGUUACCGUUUGUGCGCGACUGGAAGGCACAUCAAUCUGGCUGGACGUCGCUGUUGUUUGCCAACUACAGCGUCCUAAACCGUGAAGCAGCUCUCGAAGUGCUAGCCACGUGUCCCAUGGACGACGGGCUCAGCCGCGCCUGGGCGUUGUAUUACUCAGUGACUCGACCCCCACCCUCUUGCUAG
Messenger RNA from Peronospora matthiolae, 2277 nucleotides. NCBI's taxonomy places the organism in Eukaryota, Oomycota, Peronosporomycetes, Peronosporales, Peronosporaceae. The record is from the annotation of a GenBank genome assembly.